AUGGCACCUCUGGCGCUCAUCUCAGCUAUAUUCCUGAGCUUUUCUUCCCUGGCGCUUGGCUCUCCUCUGUGGUCCAGACAGACGAACCCCCUCAUCUCAGGGACCUGUCCUGAGCUUCACCAGCGCAAGGCGUGGCACAAGCUUACCGACAAUGAGAAGGCGGCCUAUAUCGAAGCAGAGCUGUGCCUCAUGCGGUCGCCUCCUAAGACCGGCCAUCCGCUGGUACAGAAUCGCUGGGACGAAUUCACUGUCGCCCAUGAAGUCCAGACCCAAUGGAUUCAUGAUGUGGGCGGCUUCCUCCCAUGGCACCGCUACAUCCUCCUGGCUCACGAGCACGCCCUGCGCGAUGAGUGCAACUACGAGGGAUACCAGCCAUACUGGGAGGAAAUCCUCGACAUGGGCGACGUCGCCUCGAGCGUCCUCUUCGACCCGGUCACGGGCUUCGGCGGCGAGGGCGGCAAGUGCAUCGACGACGGGCCGUUCGCGGGCCUGACGAUCCACCUGAGCUACGACUUCAGCAGCCUCGAGUUCUACGCCGACGACCGCUGCGUGUUCCGCUCCUUCAACGACACGGCCUUCCUCGAGGGAGACCAGAAAAACAUCGACGAGUGUUUCACGGCCGACGACCCCCUCGUCGCGCUUCCUUGUUACUUCGCCAACCCGCACGGGAGCGGCCACCGCGGCGUCGGUGGGACGAUGUACGAUGCCGCCGCCUCCAUCGGUGACCCCCUCUUCUUCCUGCACCAUGCCAACCUCGACCGCCUGUGGUGGGACUGGCAGCAGGUCGACCCGCAUGCCAGGACAUAUGCCAUCGGGCCGCUGCGGAACACACCGACGGAGGGCUUCCGCGUGAGGUUUGGCCCCAUGCCGCCGCCCGGGCCCGAGUUCUUGGAUUACUCGGGGGAUAAUGGGCACGUCACGACGUUGAACCACGUCCUUUGGCUUGCGGGUCUUGCGCCGAAUGUUACGAUUGCGGACGUGAUGGACUUGGGCAACAACCUUAAUUGCGCCGAGUACGUUUAG
Diaporthe citri is the source of this 1023-nucleotide messenger RNA. RefSeq lists its product as uncharacterized. Gene Ontology annotation, molecular function: oxidoreductase activity. The transcript has 2 exons. The record is from RefSeq and is a predicted model, not a curated record. Bases 1 to 1023 code for a protein of 340 amino acids. NCBI's taxonomy places the organism in Eukaryota, Fungi, Ascomycota, Sordariomycetes, Diaporthales, Diaporthaceae.